Penicillium diatomitis is the source of this 219-nucleotide messenger RNA. RefSeq names its product TFIIH complex subunit TFB5 (gene tfb5). Lineage: Eukaryota; Fungi; Ascomycota; Eurotiomycetes; Eurotiales; Aspergillaceae. The coding region runs from base 1 to 219 and encodes 72 amino acids. The record is from RefSeq and is a predicted model, not a curated record. Gene Ontology annotation, biological process: nucleotide-excision repair, preincision complex assembly; transcription initiation at RNA polymerase II promoter; nucleotide-excision repair. Gene Ontology annotation, cellular component: transcription factor TFIIH core complex; transcription factor TFIIH holo complex. The transcript has 3 exons.
AUGCCUCGAGCCGUUCGUGGCCUGCUGAUCGAAUGCGAUCCCUCAAUCAAAGCCAUGAUCCUCAAGUACGAUGAGGAUCAUCAUGAAUACAUCGUGGAAGACCUGGAUGAUGAGAACCAUCUUGUUAUCAAAGAAAGUCAACUCGAGGCUCUCAAGAAUCGCUUAGAUCGCGACCUUGACGAGAAGAUCAUGCAACUUGAUGAGUCCGAAUCUGAGUAG